Messenger RNA from Poecilia latipinna (sailfin molly), 13492 nucleotides. Its product is annotated as hydrocephalus-inducing protein-like. Gene Ontology annotation, cellular component: axoneme. The record is from RefSeq and is a predicted model, not a curated record. The transcript is spliced from 85 exons. Lineage: Eukaryota; Metazoa; Chordata; Actinopteri; Cyprinodontiformes; Poeciliidae. Gene Ontology annotation, biological process: axonemal central apparatus assembly; cilium movement.
AAAGCCGUUGCCAUUGAUACAGACUAAACCAACAUCAAUUUCAGCUGGCGUGUUUUUUGUAAAAAUGAAGUUUCUUACACGGUGGUGAUUGUUCUACAGAGUUCAUUCAAAAUGAAAGCAGUUCAGCUUCAGCAGUUGAUCUCUAAGCUUCGCAAAGAGAAAGUCCUCGCAAAGGACGACAAGCCAAGACGGAUGACUCCAUCAGUUUUUAAGCAAGAAAUGAUGCAGUCCUCAGAGGAGCACCUGAAUAACAUCGCAGAGGUCCAUCUGCCCCUCAGGCUCGAGACUCCAGAAGGCAACACCACUCAUUGCAUGCUGUCCCCAGUAAAACUGGACCGUCCGAUUUUCCAGGCUUACCCAUCAGAGCUGGUCUUCCAGAACUUUAUUCCCUUACAAACCUACAGUUUCCCUCUGCUGCUUCUCAACAAUGACCAGGUUUCACACCCUGUGAAGUUGGACCAGGAUGUUUCAGAACAGUUUUACAUGGCGGGUCCAGAGACUGGAAGAAGCAAAAUAGCACCAGGAAUGACUGCCAGUUUUAUGGUAUUCUUCACUCCACAGGAGAGCAAGGAUUACAGCCACAGACUGAUUUGUGUUUCUCCAAGAGAAUGUUUUGAGAUUCCAAUUCGUGCCAUUGGGCCCCGUGCCAUAUUUGACUUUAAAGAUGAGAUUCAUUUACCUACUUGUCUAGUGAAAGCAUCCACAGAGAAAACUCACUUUGUUUGCAACAUAGGCAACUGUAAGGCCAAUUUCAAGAUGCACACAAAAAGUCCUUUCUCAGUGACGCCCUCUCCUGAUAUUCUCGAUGUUGGGGGAGCCAUCCAGGUGACUGUGAUGUUCCAGCCCAUGAAAGUUGGACAGUUCCAGGAAGACCUCAUCCUGCAGUACGACACUGGUGAAGAUGUCCACAUCAGUUUGUUUGGGACUUCGGAGGAACUGAACAUCUGUCUUCAACCUGAGCCUGUAAAUCUAAAGAAGACUUAUAUCUCCCUGACCAGUUCUCAGACAGUUUCACUCACCAACUGCAGUGACAUUCCUCUUAAGUACCAGUGGACAGUGUCGCCAAGUCAGGCAGAAGAUGACCUGUCCUUUUUCAGGGAGAACUCUGUGCUUCAGCAGAAGGAGGAGAAAAGGGAGGGAAAUAUGUGUCGACCUAGUCGGUGCGAGUCUGACCCCACAGCGAUUCAUCACCCCCUGCUGCUGUCCCAAAGCCUGCAGGAGAGCAAUAGCCAAGCUGCAGAGGACUGCCCUCCUACACUUUCACUCAGCGGCAUAACAUUGGAGCCGGUGAUGGGAGAGCUCUGGCCUAACACUACAGCAAACUUUCUCAUCGUCUUCAAGCCAGAGGAGGCAAAAGUUUACCAACACACCGUUUAUUGUAAUGUCACAGGGAAGCAAUCACCAUUACCCCUUCGGAUCAAAGGUGAAGGGCUCGGACCAAAACUCAAGCUCAACUAUAACCUGAUGGACAUAAGAAAUGUGUUUAUAGGUGACAAAGAUCAUUAUGAGCUGCAGAUGACAAACAAGGGACUGAUUGAUGCCCCUUUCAAGUUUUCUCACCCUAAGACCACAUUUGGCCUGUGUUUUUCCAUCCGGCCCCAGGAAGGUGUCAUUCCCCCUGGGAUCUGCCAGGCUGUAGAAAUCAGUUUUCACAGUCGGACCUUGGGAAGCUUUUCUAAGGAUUUGCUGUUAACUGUCACAGGACAGCCGCAAACUCAAAUCCUAACUUUCAGGGGUUGUGUUACCCUGUGCUCGAACACAGUGAAGAAAUAUGAACUGGCGCUAGCAAUAGAUGUUGAAGGUGUCGGAGAGGAAAUCAUGGUUUUCCCUCUCAAUGCCAGGUGUGUUGUGCCUGGGAUUGAGGUUGAGCCUGCCAUUUUGGACUUCCAAAGAUGUUACCUGGGUCUUCCCUAUGAAAGGAAUUUGCAGCUGAUCAACUCCAGCAAUCUUCCUGCUUGUUAUGGUGUGCUAGAUCAGGAGAUGGAGGGGAGUACACCAGUACUUUUUGUCAGCUCUAUGCCCAGAGGAAUUCUUUUGGCUGGUAGCUCAAAGGAGAUUCCUGUGUCCAUCAUGGCUCGCGCUUUAGGAAGGAUCCAGAACUCUCUACAUAUUGCUGUGUUUGGCAGCCUUCAGCAGCCUCUGGAGGUCCUUCUGUCAUGUAUUGGACAGGGACCCAUUGUUUAUGUUCCCAUCUCACAGCUGAAGUUUGGCAGCAUUCCUGUCCUGACGGAUGCUACUCGAACACUGCAACUUCUCAAUCAGUCUCCCAUUCCUGCUCACUUCAGCGUCAGUUUGAUCCAUGAACAGUCCUACUGGCGUGUUGACCCUAGUGAAGGAGUAGUGCCACCUGAGAGCCAGCUGGAGCUAAAGAUAGUAGCAAAUUUGAAGGACACACUUCACUUUACGGACAAGAUGGAAGUAUUCAUACGGGACAACAGAAUACACAGUGUCUCACUGUCAGCCACAGGCACUGGGACAACUAUUGUCAGCAACAAACCUUUUGGCCCUAAUCUUGACCUGGGCACACACUUCUACUUUGUUCCAUAAGAGUACAAAUUCAAGCUGACCAACCGUGGUCUACGGCAUCACCGGAUGUUCUGGAAGAUUGGUGGCGUCCUGGCUUCUCCAAAACAACAAAUAAACUUCUCUGGCAGAACAGCGUUACCUCCAAUCAGCUCUUCUAGGCGGAGAGAUAAUGUGAGACGUAAACCUACGCCAUCUACCAACCGAGACAAAAAUGUGUUCAGCCUCAGUCACACUUGUGUGGACCUUUCUCGGGGCUGUUCUGUUGACAUGGUACUCACAGCAUCUGCAGACUCCCCCAAGAUUUUUCAUGAGCGUCUGGUGUGCGACAGCAUCAUUGGUGGCCGCGGCAAUCAGCAAACCAUCAUGUCUGUGGAAGCAAUGUGUCGUUUUGUUGCUCCAUCGCUUAAUAUUUCCUCAGAGCAACUGAACUUUUGCGUAAAGAAGGUUAAGGGGAAGUCUCUGUUGCCUGUAUAUGAGAAGCUGGUCUUGCAAAAUGCGUCGUCUUUGCCUCUGUCCAUGGAGCUCAUUCUUCCGAAGCACUUCUUUCUGUGUGAGACUCCAGGAGAGCAAAGCUCAACUUCAACCAAGGUUUUGGUUUUAGAGGACAAGGGUCAAUCUGAGUUCUGGGUUUGCUUUGAUCCAUCUUUCUGUACGGACUUAAUGCACCGUAUUGUGGAUGAAACGCUUACAAUCAAUUACUUGGACCUCCCACAACAAGAAUGUGUGAAGUUGUAUGCUGAGGUCCACUUUCCGAACGUCAUGUUUUCUUCAACCAUUGUGGACUUUGGUUGCUUGCAAAACUGCUCAGAGAUCAAGAGAAGGAUAACAAUGACCAACUGCUUUCAGCUGCCGGUGUGCUACAACUGGGCUUUUAUGGAGUACCAAAAACGUCCUCAUAGGAGAAAUUCAGAAGUGGCAAAAGUAUAAUUUAAGCGUUGAGAGAGUGAGACUGAAACUUCUCCGUUGCCUGUGUGCCUCAGUGCUCAAGCAGAUGACCAGAGCAGCAUACUACAUCCUGUGAAUGUGGAAGAGGUUUUUGACAUCUUACCAGUGUGUGGCGUAUUGCAACCUCAAGAAGAGCAGCUUGUCACUUUCUCUUUCUUUGGUCAUGAGAACGUCAGGAGAGAGGUGGUGGCUCAGUGCUAUGUUGAAGAUGGACCAACAUAUGAAGUCCAACUCAGAGGAGAAGCCUCAGCAAUCUCUUACAGUCUUGAGUCUUCCCAUCUUGACUUCGGCUCUCGGCUCUUUCACUGUGUCAGUGAAGUUGAAAUGUGUGUUAGGAAUACCGGCAAAGUGGACUUUGACUUCAACGUCACAUACUUUCCAAAUGCAAAGGAGAACGAAGGGGUCGAUAAAGGAGACGGAGUGCUGAUUAAGGCAGAUGAUGACGACAGAGAUGGACAGCAAUUAAAAGGAAAAGGUCAACAACACGAGAGGCUGAAGAUCAGACCUGGGUGGCCCGUAAUUAUUCCAUCUGUGGGUUACAUUAGUGCUGGUUCAGAGAAGCACCUGCGUGUACUUUACCUGCCUGGCAUCCCUGAAGUGUUUAAGAAGCAGUUUCAGCUCCAGGUGGCUUUCUUACCUCCCCAGGAGGUCACGCUAACCGGGGUGGGAGUGUUCCCAAGAAUCCGACUGAAUUUGCCACGAAACUUGUCUGAGCAGUGCUACAGAGAUGUGGUGCAGCAGGCCCAAGAAGCUGUGACAGCACAGAGUGUCAGUAAGGAGGUUGCACUUGGAGGAGGAGCUGGGCAACAGCCUAAUCGUGGACCAAUGAGUGAAGAGUUGAUCCAAAUGGAGGUUGAGAGACUGCUAGUGAAAGACGAUGCCCAUGUGCCUUACAGGCCGUGGGAGCUCAGCGACUCACAAAGUUCUCUUUCACAGUGGCAGGAUUUACACAAUUUCAAGCUUCCACCAUAUGUGCUGGAUUUUGGUGUGGUGUUUCCAGGCAAAAUCUUCAGUCAGACAGUGAAGAUCUUAAACAAUGGGCCAAUACCAGUGUCCUUCCGUGCCUACCGCAAACAUCUAGCAGGCACAGGCUUCACAGCAGAAUUUAAAAACAUAAGGAACCUUCCCAGUGGUGAAAGCCACACUUUUACAAUUACGUUUGAUUAUCUCUCUGCCAAAGGAAAGAUGGGGCAGACAAGCGUCAUUCUGCCAAUACAGCUCACCGAUGGUCCAGUGGUGCAGGUGGAGUUGUGUGCAAACAUUUCUCUUCCAGCAGUCACUACCUCAAGCGAUCUGCUGCUUUUUGACAAAGUGCAGUGUGGCAUGUGCCAGAUUCAAAAGGUACAGCUGAAAAACUGUGAGGCUGUACAAUGUCAUUGGAGGAUAACUGAAGAAAUAAAACCUCUCAAAAAGCAUCAUCAGAAGCCUUCAUCGAUAUUCCAGGUGUUUCCCUCCUGUGGUGUGCUGGACCCUGACAAAUCUGUGACCGUCCACGUCAAGUUCUACCCUACAGAGGCGGGUUCAUACAACAGACGGUUGGUGGUCCAUGUCGCAGACAGCACUGAGCAGGUCUUCAUUACAGCUAAGGGUCAAGCUGAGGAAUCUCUCCUCAAGUUCUGCCCAUCUGUGCUGGAGCUCGUACCUUGUCUUCCUUUUAGCACGGAAUCUAAAUCUGAAGUCACAGUGAAAAACAUCUCCUCCUUUCCUAUCGAGUUUUACUGCCUUGAGUUUGACACACAGUACAUCAAGGAAGAAGAGAUCCUGCGGGCUAUACCAGAAUAUGACGAGAACAACAUGCUGCUGCUUCCCCCAAGGGUACCUGGAAAGGGCCUCCCUGUGGAGCUGAAUGAAUAUUGUACUCGGCUAAAUGAUGAUGAGCUGAAUGAAGUCAUAGAGGAAGAUGAAUCAAAGAAAAGUGGCACAGUAAAGGAUGAGGAGAAAUCAAAACCAAGUGAUGGUCCAGACCUCUCUACUGCGAAAUCGGAUGACUUUUUUUUUUCAAAAUUGACCAAAGAGGGAAUCAGUCUGGGAAAGUUGGAGUUGACUCCUGUGGUCAGAGCGAUUGCCCGCUAUAUGGAUCUGGACGUUUCCCUACAAACAGUACAACACAGAGGAAUUGCCAUCAUUGUAUACGGAGCCCCUAUGACAGAUAAACACAACUUGGCAGAGGCUCUGGCGAAUCACUAUGGGACAGCGUGCUUGACCAUUGAUGGUGUGGUCACAGAUGCACUUCAAAAUGGCACUUCUCCAGUAAGCCUCAAAGUAAGGCAGCUUUAUGAUACUGCGCUUGCUGAAUAUGAACAAAAACGGGGUCCAGAAGCUGCCAAGUUCACUGAAGAAAAGAUGCAAACAAAACAUGCCGCAUAUCCUGAAAACCCAGUUCAGCGUGUAACUCCAGUUGGUAGUGUUGAAGUUCCCUUGGACUAUCCAGAAAAGCACCACCCUAGAAAUCCCAGUUCAUUUCACCACCAUAAGUCAGAAUUCUCAGUAAGAGAAACCAGUGUGAAAGGGAAUUUGCAGCCAUUCCGUUUCUUCCCAUCUGAAAGCCUAGUUUCUGAAAUCCUUUUGGAACGUUUUCAGUUAAACGAUUGUCAACGUGGAGUAGUCAUCAGUGGCCUGGAGUCUAUUUACACCCACUCUCUACCAAGCUCGCUUCAAGCUGUGCUCAAAGCAUUCUGUAACCGGAAGCACAUCUAUGUCGUCUACUUAUUUGACACCUACGAUGCCCUGACAAUACGUGAAGGACUACAAAGACAAGCUGAGGAAGCCUUGCAGAAAGAGAUGGCUGAGAAGGAGGAGAGGUGGUUCUUGGAGAUGGAUCAGGAGAUGUUCGAUGCUUUGCCUGACGAACAUAAGGCUGGUAUUACCCAGCGACACUUGCAGACACUUCGACUGAAAAAGCAGAGAAGGGACCUUGAGCUGAAGGCAAAGGAGGAGGAAGAAAGGAGGCUGCAAGAGGAGAUUCUCAAGUCGAAAGAAAAGGAAAAGAAAAAGAAGAAAAAGGAUGAAAAGUUAGAAACCACAGAAGUUCAGAAGAUGAAAAACUCAGUAGAAUUAAAGCAGUGUCCUGUGGAUGAAAGACGGAUUGAGUUUGAAAAAUUUGAACAGAUCCAUACAAUGCUGGAUCUUAUCCUGCAGCAGUGGGACCGCGCCCAGGGCUUGCUCCUGGAUUCUCGUUAUGCUGAGGAAAAUCUUCCAGGUUCAGAUGAAUUCAUAGCAGAGAAAAGAUAUUCACACAUGAGUAAGAGAACAAGGGGAGCCCCCAUGAAGGCUCUCCAGAGAGCACCAGGCAGCAUCCCUCACAUUGUGACACAUGUGACACAAAGUGGGAGUAUCAGUUCCACAGACCUGCUUAAUACCAGUGUACUUCCUUCUCUUGAAGAGGUAGAGGACGACUUGGGUUUAGGACCAAAUGGCCCCCCGGUUGCUCCCCCAACCACUCUCUCUGUUGUUGCUUUUCCUAACUACAGGGAGCAACUUAAAGUUAAUCAGACAUGUUUCACCUUCCUGAAUCCCUCUGAAUGUGACGAGGAUGAUGAGAAGAAAGAUCUAGAGGAAUCCUCACAUAAAAAAACUCCACAGGAAAGGGCCGCUAAACGUCACAAGGAUUACAAGACCAAAGACAAAAAGGGCAAAGACACUCAAACACCCCCGAAAAAACAUUUCAAGACGUUGAAAUUGAAGAGUUCAGAGAGUUUGACCACAUAUCGCUGGGUUGUACCUGCUGGCGGUGAGGUGCCUCUGAAGAUCUGGUUCUACUCUGAAUCACUCGGAGUUUUUGAACAGGUCUUCAACUUUGAGACAGUGGGGAGCCGCAAACUUUACCAACUCAAAUGCAGAGGAAUUUGCACCUAUCCCUCCAUCUCCACAGACUACCAGAUUGUUUUUGCUCAGUCUAAGAAGGUACCACAAGAGAAAGAAGGCCUUCAGAAGACCUAUGUAAUCAAACCUGGUUACUUUGAGUUUGGGCCUUUACUUUGCAGCAAAACUAGAGACAGGUAUAAGAAAAACACAUAUCCAGAAAAUUCUGAGAGGCUGGACAUUUAUAACGACUCUGGCAUGGAGGCAGAGGUCGUGUUCAGUUUCCAACAAGACACUCAGGGCGCAACGUAUCUGCUAGAUCCCUCUACAAUGACUCUCUCACCAGGACAGAAAGAAGUGCUGUCAGUCUAUGCAUAUCCAACAAAACAGGGACAGAUAAAAGACAGCAUAAUUUGUAAUAUCAAGGACAAUCCUGAGCCUGUGACCAUCCACAUCUCUUGCUGGGGCGUCCGACCAGAACUCGAGCUGGACAGCACCCAUUUAAACUUCGGCAAGAUUCUGCUGCACAAGAAAGACAGUCGUGGCAUCAUGAUGGUUAACAAGACUGUUUUGCCACUAUCAUGGAUGCUUCAAGGCUUGGAAACCUUGGGUGACGAGUUUGUAGUGCUACAAGAUCAAGGAGUCAUCCAGCCAAACUCCUGUUGCCCUCUCUGUGUGGAGUUCAAGGCCAGGAAGCCAGUCGUUGUUAAGAAAAUCUUGCGUCUCGAGGUAUACGAUGUGGAGAAAAUUAUUGGAAUCCUGCACACUGAAAACUUAACAAUUCAUGCUGAAGCCUAUGAUGUAGAUCUGAAGAUCGAACCAGCUGCUAGUUUGGACUUUGGGAUCCUUAGAGCCUUUGAAGAAAGCAAACAGCAGCUAAAGCUGACAAACAAAGGAAAAUAUGACUUAGCCUUCAAAUUUACAAUUCGCCCACCCAACCCAAAGCUUAACACCACAGAGUCCAUGUUCUCAGUGGCUCCACCAAGCGGUUCUCUGUCGGCCCGUGGGAAGUUGGCAGCAGCAAUAGUUAGCUGCAAACCUGAUAAGGAAGUCAAUUUGAAAGAAGAACCCGUCAUUAUAUGUCAGAUAAUUGAACCCAGCAUUAAAGGAGGAGAAACCAUAGCCAGCAUAGACAUCAAGAUUUCGCUGCAGUCUGUUUUCUCCAGAUAUAAAAUAACACCUGCAUGCAACAUUGAUUUUGGCCCACUGGCCUGUGGCUCCGACAAAACGCAGAGCUUCACAAUAGAUAACAACGGACUCUUCCCAUUCCAUUUCAGCCUAACUCGCAUAUUCUCAGAGUUUAGUAACCAUAUCAAGGUUGGAGGACGAUCUCGGGUGCCAGCAAGAGAUUGUGGUUCAUCAAAGUCCACCAGUGGCAAUCUCGAAGCAAAACAAGAUCAUCACAGAGAAUCAGGUUCUCGGGAUACUUCCCUCAACUUGGGCAUUUUCUGCGUGUCUCCCUGCAAUGGAAACGUGCAGCCUGCGACUCAGCAGCAGAUAACCGUUGUCUGUUUGGCUGACCAGCUUGGCACUUGGAACCAGGGCCUGCUUAUUGACAUCGCUGGCCGUGACCCCUCAGAACAGCCUGAGGGUAUCGUAUACAGACUGUUAGCUGAGGUUUGCAAACCAGGCAUCAUGGUAGAUCCGGAGUACAUCUUUGAAGAACACUACUUGUGUCAGAACAGUGACCAGCUGUCCUCAGAGCAGUUUGCCAAUGCUGAAGGCAUUUUUGUCAUAGAUGAGAAAAAAUUUAUUUACAACAAAACUGUAGUGGGGAAAACCUCUAAAGCCCGCUUUAAACUCAUCAACAACAACAAGGUCCCUUGUACAAUUAACUUGGCCUUCAAAUAUACUGGAAGUAAGGCGUCUCGACAAGUAUUUGACUUGUCUGCAACAACGCUGAACAUAUUGAGCCAGUCACAUACUUAUGCUGUGGUCACCUUCACACCACUGGCAAUCCGGCCAUACAGCGCUGCGGUGGAAAUUACAACCAAGGGGCUCUCCAGAUCAAAACACACAUUAGUCAACCAAACCGUGGAGUUCCAGAUAAGUGGGGAGGGGACUCUGCCCAGGGUCUGUGUCCUGCGUCCAGCUCGGGGAGGAAGAGGGAGCAAGGGAGAACCAGUGAUGCAGUUCAGACGAAGUUUGGUGGGCAGAGGACACACUUUACCUUUGGUGCUUUUCAAUGAUGGGGAUAUAGAAGCGCAAGUCCAAAUUGUGUUGGUGGAUGAACAUGGUGUGUUUACAAUAAAACCUCCUCCAGGCGACACCAAAAGCACUGUUCAGUGCGAACAACUUCAGCAACCUCCUCCAUCAGACAUUGGUUCCCAUGUUCCAAAGGGUCAAAUGGUCCACAGAGUCACUGUGAGGCUUAACGUAAACGAACAGAAGAGUUUUGCGGUCAGCUUUUGCUCCAACGAAUCUGUUAAAGUUGAUUCGUCAAUGGCAGUGGAGGUGAAGGACAACCAGUACAGUAACACCAUAAUACAUGUGAUGGCAGAGACGUAUCAGGAAACGGUGUCUCUCGAUAACAUCAGCAGCUCACCGCAGGAUGAAGAAGAUGAAGCGGAAGGUUUAUGUGAGGUGCUUCAUUUUGGUGACUGCUAUAUAGAUUGUAAAUACCAAGAAAGCUUCACUAUGACCAACCACAGCAGAAACCAGGUGGUGAAGUUCGAGUGGCCUUCCAGUGAACCAAAUGUCACAUUUUCACCAGAGGUUGGGCACCUUCAUGCUAUGUGCUCUAAGGAAGUGACGGUCACCUUCUGGUCCAGGGAGCCACUGACUCUGAAGCAGCAAAUGACUUGUCAGAUUAGUGAGGUGGAGUUCAAGCAACCGAUAGAGGAAGUGGCCGACUGGGAUGACCGUCAUAGAACGGCAACAUGGCAAAGUGCUUCAGACAGGGUUUUAAAAGAGUCUCGACAGCUUGACAGUAAAAAGGUGAUGGAGACGAAUCCUGAACCUCUCUGUUCUGUGGUUGAGGGCUCUCAGUGGAGUCUGGAUUUGGAAAUCAGGGCAAUUUGUGAUUUCUCAAAGUUCAGCUGCAGCAGCAGCAGCAACAUCCAGUUUAAAGACACCAUGCUUUUCCAAACCGAGCUGCACCAACUACAGAUUGUCAAUGAGGGCAAUGUGAAAGUGGAUUUCUCCUGGCAAGUCCAAAUGGAUUCUUGCAGUGAGGUUACACACCUUAAAGAAGGAGAGUGCAUGUCAUUGGUGACGGAUGAGAGCUGGAGUUCUCAUCCUGACAACAGUUCAGACAGGCCUUCUACUGAUCGGAGCAGUGCAGUGACACCACUCAGGGGAAACCCUGCUUUGCCUCCGUUCACUGUGGUGCCCAGAAUUGGGAGUAUAGAUCCAGGUGUUACCCAAACCUUCAAUGUUUGCUUUUCACCUGUGGAGGUAUCGCAGUUUCAUGGCAGACUGCUCUGCAGUAUUCCAAACUUGGAGAACGGCAACAAACCUCCUAAUAUCACAGUGUGUGGUAAAAGCCUGUUGCCUGUUGUACAUUUUGAUUUGAAGGACUCAGACUACAUCAGUAUUAGCCGCCGCAGCCCCAAGUUCAACCAGCCUCUGGAUCCUAGGACUCGAGUUUUAGAGUUCAAGUCCCUUGGCUUAUCAGCACCCAUAACAAGAUCAUUCAAUGUGAUUAACCCGACCAAGAUGACUUACUCAUAUAAAUGGAGGUGUGACGACACAGCGUCCAGUUCUUUUCGUUGUCUAAAUUCUUUUGGGACCAUCCCACCAAAGAGGAAAGUGGAGAUAUGUUUUGAAUAUGUUGCUGAACACCAGGGGACAGUGGAGUCACUGUGGAGUUUCUUGAUUGAGAAUAAGUCAUUGUCUUUUCCCUUCUUAUGCGUGGGAACUUCUAGAGAACCAUGCAUCUAUCUCAACAAACCUUAUCUUGACUUUGGGGAUGUGAUUGUUGGCCAUAUGUUGGAGCAGACAGUUGAUCUGGUGAAUGCAGAGGAAGAACCUUUCCACUUCUCCGUCCUGCCGGUGUCUCUUGUCACUGAAGAUCAUCAGGCCAGGCUGAGUUUAAAGCCCAUGGAUGGCAUAGUGAUGCCCAAGAAUAGGUUACCACUGUUGGUGAGCUUCACACCUUCCUCAAAGGGAUAUAUAAACUUCAGACCGAUCUUGAAAGUGAAGAGGAAGUCAGAACCACUUUCAAUCAACGUUAAGGCUGAUUGUUUCUCCAUGCCAGUUUCAAUUCAGAUUCAGGAGCCAGACGGGAAUCUCAGAGAGCUCUUCCCUAACCAGGAAGAUACACUAAACUUUGGAAAGGUGGGCAUUUCAGAACUAUCUACCUACAAUUUCCUGGUGUUCAAUCUUUCAAGACUUAGACUGGAAGCCAGCUUUGAGUUGACGGGUCUCAGAGAGAAACUUCAGCAACUAGAGGUGAAUCCUCUAAAUGGUGUUAUCCAGAUUGGGAAGGAGCUCAAGGUAUCAGUGGUCUUUUCCCCUAAGAGCAUCUGCAACCUCCACGGUGUCAAACUUAUUGUCAGGGUGAAGCCCGGUCCAACCUAUACUCUUUCCAUUAAAGGCAGAGCCAUUACUCGCAGCCUUGAUUUCUCCUUCACAAAGUUUAACUUUGGAAGGUGUUUCCUGUUCUGUCCGGGUAUGGUACCACCAUCCCACACUCUUCUCAUUCACAACAAAGACAGUAACGAAGUCAGUGUCCAGUGCCAGUUUCAAAACACAUCAUUCUUGAAGGUGGACUUCCAGCCAGAUAUUUUGAGACCUGGUGGUAUUAUGGCGGUACCAAUUACCUUCUACCCCCAGAAGACUUGUCUUUAUAGGGCAAAGCUCCUUUUUGUCCUAGACAGCUCUGACACAAAACAAGUGGCAAUAGAAGGAGAAGGCAUUGAAUUAAAGCUGGAAGUGCUUGAUUUCCGACAAAAGAAAAUGAAGCUAGGAUGUCUAACAUUGGGUGAAAAAGUGAAUAAACAGGUCGUCCUAGCCAAUGACAGCCUCCUGGACCUUUCUUUCAAUUUGAUACUGAACUCAGAUCCUUCUCUAGAUCUAAAAGACCUGUCUGUCAGCCCAUUAGGCGAGAUGAAGCUGAAAUCUUGUGGAGGCUCCUGCAAGCUGCAGAUUCAGUUUUCACCUCAGCAGCACAUUGCUCCUUUUUCUGUCGAGCUGCAGGCCGAGUUCAACGGGUUCUUCCACCACCUGCUGACCAUCGAGGGCUGUUGCAAGGGGGUAGAUGUCCAUCUAGACUGCAGCCAAGUGUCUUUUGGAGCUAUGGUCCAAAACUGUCUGACGAAUAGGAGGAUUGUCAUGAUGAAUACUAGUGACACUACUGUCAGAUUUCAUUGGCAAACCCAAGAUUUCCCUGCAGAGUUGUCGAUCAGACCAGUAAAAGGAUAUAUCUGCCCAGGCAAGAACUUUCCCUUUGAAGUGACCUUUACCCCUGUGAAGCUCAGUGACGACAUCAGAUACGAGAACCUGUCCUGCAUCAUCGACGGUUCCCCACUUAUUAAAUUGACGGUCACAGGUUCCUGCGUCCCACCUUCCAUCAGCAAAGAGGUGAUAAAUUUUACAUGCCGAGUGCGCACCUCUCAAACUCAGACCCUGUCCGUAACCAACCCUACUUGUGAGUCCUGCAACGUCAUACUUGUAAUCAAGGGUGAGCAAUUUAGUGCUGCUCACUUUAUGACCUUUGAACCCAACCAAAGCAAGACAUUUGACGUCACGUACAGACCACUGAGCAUGACAACUGAUGGAAACAAGCACCUGGGAUCAGUUUUUUUCUCUUUUCCUGGUGGGAGGGGAAUUCUGUUCAAUCUGCAAGGAAGUGCGUUUGCCCCAAAAGCAGAGGACAUCAUCUCACAGGAGGUGUCUGCCAAAACCCAAAGCUCUGUUCUUCUCCAAGUCAACAACUGGCUCACCAGGCUGCAGAGGUUCUCUGUGCUGCUAGAGGUAGUUAAACCUGAUAAACCAGACCUGACUGUGUUCCUCAUAGGACACAAGUUCAUCGAGGUUCCCGCUUUGGCCAAGAUGGAAUACAAGAUGUCUUUUAAUGCAUACAAAGAGGGAGAAUACACCACAAAGGUUUGGGAAAACAAGUUUAUCUGUUUGUGAGAGUAUGUUUCUCUAACCAUGUGAGUUUGCAUAUCACACUAUUGUAUAUUUGCCUUCUAUUUCAAAGGUGCAAGAAGAUGAAUACCCUUAUGAAACAAAUAAUUUGCUGUAGCAUUAGCAAGUCAAUGUUUAGCUGAGCCAG